UAAUAGUGGGCGCAAAGUGAAUUUGAACUUGGAGUGUUGGACGAGGACAUCGGCUUGAGAGGAGCUGUGCACAGACAUUUGUUUGGGAACCUGCAAAGUUUUAAAUGAUAAAUCCCUCUGAAGCUUUGGACUAUAAGAUUGGAUGGAGAUGACUGGACACAUCCUCACACAACUUCUCUGCCUUGUCUGCCUCUGCUCAGCUCAUCCUCAGCCAGCAGCGAGGAUACCUAGCAGCUUGCAUGCUGCUGGCUCUCUAGGCGGCAGGGUGGUGUUGACGUGCAACCUCCCCAUGAUGCUAGCUUCUCCCAGCAGUACCGCUGAUUCUACAACACACAGACCUCUGCCUGACGAGCCGGUCAGAAUACAGUGGCUGAAGCUGGAUAAGCAAGAGGAGAAACUGGUACUGGUGGCCCAGGGAGGGGUAAUGAAGGUGGGGCUGGAGUUCAUGGGCAGGGUGUCAGUGCCCGGCCACCUGCUGUCACUUAAGGAUGCUUCACUGACUAUUAUGAGACUCCGUGUGAGCGAUGCAGCGUUGUACCUCUGCAAGGUGACACAUGGGCUGGAGGAAACCCAGAACAUAGUCAGCCUCAGCGUCUCCGGUGUGGUGUUUCACUACCGAGCAAACUCCAGCCGCUACUCUCUGGACUUCGGCGAAGCAACAGAGGCGUGUCGCCAUGUGAACGCCUCCAUCGCCACACCCGAACAGCUGACUGCUGCCUUUGAGGGCGGCUUAGAUCAAUGUGAUGCAGGAUGGCUUGCUGACCAGUCUGUCCGAUAUCCAAUCACGAUGCCUCGUCCUGGCUGUGAAGGUGACCUUCUGCACCGACCAGGUGUAAGAACGUACGGCCGCCGUGACCCCACAGAGAGAUAUGAUGUGUACUGCUUCGUAGAUGAACUGCAGGGUGAAGUCUUCUAUCCCUCUUCCAUCACCAAUAAGAUUACCUGGCAAGAGGCAAAGGAGGAGUGUGAAAAGCAUGAUGCUGUGUUGGCGUCCCCUGGUCAGCUGUUUGCUGCCUGGAUGGAUGGGCUAAGCCGCUGCGACUAUGGCUGGCUGUCUGAUGGUAGUGUCCGGUAUCCCAUCAACGUCCCCCUGCCUCAGUGUGGAGGAGGCCUGCUGGGGAUCAGAACACUCUAUAAGUACGACAAUCAAACGGGCUUCCCAGACCUGACCGACAGGCAUGGAGCUUUCUGCUUCAAAGCUAAACUCCCAGAAACAACAGUCAGCCCACAGACAAGUCCAGCUGCGUCCAAACCCGAAACCUCCUCAACUAGUCUGCAUGUACCAACAUCCUCACAUUCAGACAGAUCUGAAAUUCAAGUCAGAACAGAGGAUGCUGCGCUUUCACAAACAGAGAGCCCACUUGCAACCGGCACCAUCCCCGACAUCAGAGACUGGAUGUCCACUUCUACCACCUUUGUUGAAUAUGACAUUCAACAAUUUUCCCCUUUCGGGGUAGAGUCGGAGCCAGUUAGAGGGGACCGUUUAUCUACCGAGCCCCUACCCAGCCCUCGCAUUCAGCAUUCACCACUAGACACCCCCGAACCAGGUGAGCAGGACAUGAGGAGCAGGGGGGAAGCAGACAGUGUUAAUAUCAGCUCCAGCAAUGGUUUAGGAGAAGUUACUACAAAAAGCAUCCUGACACUUAAAUUGGCUGGAGAAGUCACCACUAAGAUUGAAACCUCAUCCCUGAAAGCAAUGUUGACUCCUCCACCUCUUCCAGGGAUUUUCCCAUCAAAGUCAGAUCCCCUACCCAUCAAGACAGAAGUGGGUCAACAACCUGCAGGGGUGCUCAAAGAUGAGGUUAGCCCUAAACCAACAACUGAACUCGAACUGAAACCACAUGAAGACAUUUCUACAAGUGGAGCCUCAUCAGGCAAAUCACCUCUCCAUGUCCUCAUUGUUAGUGUACCGUGGAGAAAUGAGUCAGGGAUUGAUACGAAAGAACAGUCUGCUGCAGUGAGUCGUGUCUUGGGUUUCCUGAACCAGCCACCAAAUGGCUCCCAGUCUGUCCUCCCAGACAUCUCCAGAUUCACACCGGUAUCCAGUGAGGCUGUCCUGAGAAACCAAGACUUUGAACCCUCCCUGCCUGAGACAAUACACUUUAUCAACGGAAAACAUGAGGUGACAUUCAGCCCACAAAUUCCUGAGGAAGCCAGAAGGGAUCAGUUUGAGACAGUGUCUCCUGUUUAUGUGGGGGUUAAAGUUGAAGACCAAGAGGACCCAAGUGUGCAUCCUUCAGACUACAGUGUUUUACAGAGCCUCACAGAUAAGGCCAGUGAUGAGACUACUCCUCCCACAGAUACAGCCAAACAGGAUGUUAGUGUUUUAGUCCUUGAUAUCAAGGCAGUCCCCAAAGUCUUCCUGGACCCACAGACUACUACAUUUCAAGAGCUAGAUAAAGGGGCAACCACCACCUCAUAUUCAUCUAUGGUCUCAACAAUAACAUCUAUCACACCGCCAAGUCCACUUGUCCCCGCUGUUUCCGAACUUGGCCCUCAUGUCAUCUUUGAAGGCAUAGAGGACAAUAAUGCGGGUGCUCCUCAGGAGACUUCUGCAGACAGAACUGUUCCCACCACGUCUUCAAUUUUACCUGGUGUGAUGACGGAUGAAGCUGAGAUUGGAUGGACAGAGCCUCCAACUUUUACCCCAGAUAUAAUUUCCCAUAAAAUGUCCACACAGGCCCAGAUAGGUAACUUUGAUGGGUCUGCUUCUGGAGAAGAGGAGGCCUCGGGGCAAGAUGUUUACCCUCCAGAUACACCUAGCCUUGCCAACACGCCCUUAUCAAUUCACCUCCCCCUGCAUACCCAACAGCCUCUACUCUCAACAGUUAUCAACAAAGUAACAGACAGAGUUGCAGAGGCUGCUCAGGGUGUUCCAGAAACAGGCUCAGGUGUGGAGCAGGUGUCUGGAGAAGGGGAGACCUCUGGGGAUCUGGUUGGUCAGACUGCCUUGCCUCCAAGGGUCGGUGCCACUUUUUUAUCCGCUGUGACAGCUCUGACUCCUCAACACCAAAAUACAACAGAAAUACAGGACACAGUCUCCAAAAUCAGUAGAGUUAGUUCCCUCACUUCACCAGAACACAAGAAACGUUUAGCUGUCACCACCAAGCCUCCACCUAUAACUUCUGAUCCUACAUCAGGGCUGCCCAACACCAGGCUAUUCACUACAAGCUCCACACACAGUGUGAAGGUUAAAACUGUUCAAACCACUGUAAGCUUUAGACCUGUUGACCAUACAACCCUCUCCACCCCCCAAAGGGCUUCGAUCAAUGACCCGUCAGCUAAUGCUCUACCUAAUGAGGAAUUUGUGGACUAUGAUGGGAUAAGAGACGGUAUUUUGUUGGAGUCCCACCCUGAGACCCCUGUAAAAGCUGGGCCUUCUGUGGAGCCCAGCCCUGUGAAUGUUGAAGACCUACUGCUGUGCUCAGUGAAUAUCUGUCUGAAUGGAGGUUCCUGCUACAAGAAAGGCCCAGUGAACAUCUGCGUCUGUGCACCUGGAUUCAGCGGGCUGCGCUGUGAAACAGAUGUGGACGAAUGUAACUCUAAUCCGUGUCUGAAUGGAGCCACCUGCUUGGAUGGGGUCAACUCCUUCACCUGUCUCUGCCUACCUAGCUACACAGGACAGCUCUGCGAUCAAGACUCAGAGGUGUGUGGAUUUGGCUGGCAGAAGUUUCAGUCUCACUGCUACAAGUACUUUAAACACAGACGGACCUGGGACACUGCUGAGAGGGAGUGUCGGCUGCACGGAGGUCACCUGGCCAGCAUCCUGUCACAGGAGGAGCAGAUCUUUGUCAACCGUCUGGGUAGUGACUACCAGUGGAUUGGCCUGAAUGACAGGAUGUUUGAGAGAGACUUCAGGUGGACGGAUGGCAAACCAAUGCAAUAUGACCACUGGAGGCCGAACCAGCCGGACAGCUUCUUCCAGUCCGGAGAGGACUGCGUGGUGAUGAUAUGGCAUGAAGGAGGACAGUGGAACGAUGUGCCCUGCAAUUAUCACCUGACCUUCACCUGCAAAAAGGGAACAGUGGCCUGUAGCCAGCCCCCUGUGGUGAAGCAUGCUGAAGUGUUUGGAGCAAAGAAGCCUCGCUAUGAGAUCAAUUCCCUGGUCCGAUAUCACUGUAAGAAGGGCUUCAUCCAGAGACACACUCCAACUAUACGCUGCUGCUCCAACGGCCAAUGGGAAAUGCCUAAAGUAACCUGCAUGAGUCCUGCAACCUACCACCAGUCAAUGAUUGUUCAGCACUAUGGCAACCAGAGAGAAGAGCAAAAGAGGCACCACCUCCAUCACACAAUCAGUCAAGAGAAACAAAAUCAAGAGCAGGAGCAGAGUUACAGCAUCCUGGAAACCCUCUGGAACCCCUUCCAGAACCGAGUUCAGCAGCUUCUCCAGGAGAAGAGGCACACAAACAAUGGGGGUCUCAUCAGUAACUGAAUGUGUUUGAAGAUUUGUAAAUUCAAAUUGUGACAGCAACAAAUCAAUGCAGGCUGGCCUUGUUGGUCCAGUGGGAUCAAUAGACAGAAGCAGUGUUUUUAGACUACCUGUCUAUUGAUGGAUCUCACAAGAAUAUGUGAGAUGUGCCAACAUGUAUUAUGAAAAAAAAAAAAAAACCAAACAAACAUUCUAAAAAACUGUAGGAUGUUAACUAAAACAAACAGGACCAAUUAGCUUUUUUCCUAUUGUCUCAGUUUUCUUACAAUGUUACAAAGCUCAAAUCACUGACACUCUUUCUUGUUAAAACCUUAGAAAAUGGCAGGCUGUCAUUUUAGUAGUAAUAAAAUAUAUUUACCGGGGGCGUUCUAUAGUGUCUAAUGUUUCUUUUAAGCUUUCACUUCCAACAAUAUUAGGACACAGAGGAGGCUACCACACUGUUCAUGCUGAGAUGAUACUUUGUUUAACAUGUCCCAAAUAUCAGACUUUCCAUAAAACAAGAAAACAUGAUCUUUGUAACAGCACGCAAGAAGCUGCCCUUUUUUUAAUGAAGAUUUUGAUUUGGUCAGCAUAAAUGACAUUAAUAUUAUCAGAAAUACUGUAUACACCAAUCAGGCAUUUCAUUACAACUACUAACAUUUAAAGUGAUUAACACUGUUUAUCUGUUUAUCAUUGCACCUGCUAGGGGUUGGAUUUAUUAAGUAGCAAUAGAACAUUUUGUCCAUAAAGUUGAUGUGUCAGAAGCAGGCCCUUGUGGUCCAAUCCAACAGACAAAUUACUUUUGUUAAAUAAAGGUGUCAGAAUACUUGUUGACGUUUAUGGAUAGCCAUUUAUCCGGUCACUUUGACAUGUACCACCCACAUAAACAGAGCAUGUUCACACUUUCAUGGAAACGGUUACUCCCAGAUGACUUUGGCUUCUUACAGUAGUAUAAUACACCUUGCCAUCAAGUAACAAUAGUUCAAGAACAGUUUGAGGUAACAAAGGUGAGGUGUUGACUUGGCCUCCAAAUUUCCCAGAUCUCAAUUCAACUGGGCUUCUGCAGGAUGUAUGACCACACAUGGAUCAGAGUCCACUUGGCAACGUCCGAUACUUAAUAACUCGCUACUAACGUUCUGGGUACCACAGCAUGCCUUCUUUGGUCUAAUGGAUUCCAACUUUCCAACUUCGUUUUGUCACCAAAUGGAGAACCAGCACACUUUUAAGCAAACAAGUCAUAAUGUUAUGCCUGAUCGGUGUACGUCAUCUUGCUGAGCAUCUGUUUGAACACAUUUUUAGAAUAGAAUAGAAUUACAAAUAAUUUUGAACUAAUGAUCUCAUCAUUAGUUGAAAAUGCCAGGAAUCUGGCAUGAAAUUUAUCUAACACUAUAGAGAGCAAAAAAUACUACAGUGUGUAUUUGCAAAUCAAAUUAUUGGGACUGUCAUUCAUUGUUUAAGAUCCCCAAAAAAGCAGAACAUGUGUUUAUCUUGUUUUGGCCGAGUCUGGAGUUUUAUAAGUUUGUUCUUUUUUCAGACCUGAGUUAAGUAGUGUUGCAGCCAUUGGGACUAUUUGCCACAAAUGGUAAGGUGGAGUGAGCUAAAAAUACAAUAACAAGUUUGUAAGUUGCAUAAAGUAAUCCUUUUAUACACAUUUGGCAGCCUGGGUGUGUAACUAUCAAUGUCACUGCAGAAAUUGGAAGUUACCAGUACUUUUGUCAAUGUCCCAGAACAGGCUUCAUUAGUAUGGUGCUGUAUUAAUCCACCCAUCUGAUUCUGGGGAUCUAGAGCUUUUUCCACUGAAAAAUGCCUUCAUCAUCAUGCCCUGAGCUAUAUCUGGCAAAUGUGUUAUCUUUGAGGGUAUACACUCCUAUAAGGAAAGAGCUGUAGUGCACAUCUGAGACAGUAUGUUUUAAGACAUGCAAAUCAGUAACCUUACCAGUUGGACUAGUGCCUUACUUAAUGUUUAGGAAAGUUAUUUGUAAAACAUUACAGUUCGAUUGAUCUAUGUCUUUUUAAGUCCUAAAAGGAUCAUUUGGAUUUUUUUAAAGAGGAAAUUUACAGAGAGACUGUAAGCAGUCAGUAUCUUACCUGCAGUAGACGAGUCCCUGCAGCCCUGCCAUGUUCGAUGCACAGAAAGAAAUGCAGACUGUACAAUCACGCCAACAGCUUUCAAAGCAAGACCAGUUCCAACGCAGACUCAAAAUGACUAAUAAAUAUCAAAGCAGUUCAUUAGCACGGUAAUCCAUCCCACUGUCAUGUUUCAAAAAUGAAAUUAUAAUAUAUAGAUCAAAUUUUAUCUUUUCAAAUUAUAAUCACAUAGUUUUUUAGAUCUGUUUCCUCUCUAUAUUUUUUAUGUUGUUUGGGUGAGAAUAGGUUUGAAAAAGUGCAGACUAAUGCACAUAAAGGUAAAAGUAGAAUAUUAUGAAUUUGCAGUGUGUGCCAUUCCUAUUAAUGAGCUAUAUAUUAUGAAGCCACCUGACUUUAACUUAUUACAUACUUUUACUUUGUAUGGACUGUGAUCAAAUAAAGGCUGUUGGGCCUGAGGUGAGUUAUCCAUUAUUAUCCUCAUUGUUUAUAGAUUUUUGUCCUUAUGCUUAUUAAUAUGAAUCAGAAAUACUGUUACCAUGUAGUCCUAAAAUGCGUAUUGUUUUACACACUGCAUGUGUUUUAACAUGGUGCAACUCAAAAUCAGUGCAACAAAUUCACCCUAUCAAUUCUUAGAGUUUCAGAGGUGUUCUCAUCCACAUCCUUGUGUUUUUUGCUGCACAGCUGGAAUCUGUGUUUUAGAAAAAAACAGAUAAACAUAUGAAUAACUUUUUCAUGAUACUUUUAAAAUAUUUUUCUACAUUAUGGUGUUACUAUACUUGAUAUGUAGUGCAAAAACCUGUUUGUUUCAUCCAUUUAACUGUGCAACUGCUCAUUACCAUUGUUUUAUCGUAUUUGUCAGCUGUGUUUGAAGUCAAGAUGUUGUAAUACAACUUUGUCAGCUUGUAAUGUUUUAUGUCAUAUCACUUUAUUAAAGAGGUUAUUAAAGAG
Girardinichthys multiradiatus is the source of this 7444-nucleotide messenger RNA. RefSeq names its product versican b (gene vcanb). Gene Ontology annotation, molecular function: hyaluronic acid binding; calcium ion binding. The record is from RefSeq and is a predicted model, not a curated record. The transcript has 17 exons. Gene Ontology annotation, biological process: cell adhesion. Lineage: Eukaryota; Metazoa; Chordata; Actinopteri; Cyprinodontiformes; Goodeidae. Bases 143 to 4432 code for a protein of 1429 amino acids.